Symsagittifera roscoffensis is the source of this 5421-nucleotide messenger RNA. RefSeq lists its product as uncharacterized. Gene Ontology annotation, molecular function: protein binding. The record is from RefSeq and is a predicted model, not a curated record. Gene Ontology annotation, cellular component: SCF ubiquitin ligase complex. The transcript has 3 exons. Lineage: Eukaryota; Metazoa; Xenacoelomorpha; Acoela; Convolutidae. The coding region runs from base 1560 to 4286 and encodes 908 amino acids. Gene Ontology annotation, biological process: proteasome-mediated ubiquitin-dependent protein catabolic process.
ACGUGUUAGACUUGUGCACAACUGUGCUAGUCGAAUGAAACACCAUUGUAAAUCUGCAUAAUAAAUGCUACAAUAGCUUGGUGUACUAGUUCUGCAUGUUGAACGGAGUCUGAGAUACGACUGAAUUUAUUCACAGCAAACGUGGUCUAACACAGACUAGAUUCCCAGCAUAGAGCACAUUUGUUUCUUGGUCGGUCGGCAGAGUGACACACACACACACACACACACACUGAAUGCAUAAAUUUGUGGUGUUGCUGGUGAAUCAUUUCUAUUUCCUAUUCCCUUCUAAUUACACAUUCAACGCUCGCUCCCAAUAAUCCCUCCAUUCCAACCACCAUUCGUCCCACCGACCGAAUACGACCUGAAAGUGGAUGGAAAGACAAGCGAGCAGUGCAGUGUUCAUUCAUUCCAUUGCCCCAUUCCUAAGUAUUCCCUUCUACCACUGUUCCCCUCCGCUCAGUGCAUAUUCAUAAUUCACAAGCAAGAGCAGUAUUGAGUUCUGAGGCUAGAAGGAAUUAUAUCCGACCACGUGUGAAACAGUUCGCCGUGUUUUGCUCAGUGCAACUUAACUUCACUUACUUGCCUUAUAUUCUGCAAUAGAAGUAGAACAGCGUUGGCGUGUUGCUGUUUUUUCUAUACUUGCACGCUCUAUCUUUUUAGUUCACUUAUUUUCUGGUUUCCUUUCUUUUCCCUCUUUCCUCAGUUGCCUGUGAUUCGCUCACUGAAAGUGCAUGCCGAAAUAACGAAAAAGAAGAGAAGAGAAGAGACCUCGGGCAUUCAGUCGACGCCAAUAUUCCAUUCCGUUCUCUUCUUCCUUACCGCUAUAUUGAGGCAGUAGCUCUAGAAGCCUAGGCCGCUCCCCUCCCCUCCCCGCAUAGGGAAAAAUACUUAGCAACUCAAUUCAGUCAUUCAAUCGGUCCCUUCAUUGAGGAAAUUUCGAUCACCCCUUCUUAUUUUGGGCUUCUGUCCGAUAGCUUUCUUUGUGUGUACUCGAUUCUCACGUCCAAUCAAAGACACAAAUUCUCCUGAACUAGAUAUUCUUUCUAGUUAAUUCGGUUCGCCUUAGUUUAAACAUUCACCACUUUAGUUAAGUUGGUUGAACCAUUGCCAAAGCAGGAGUUACUUAGUAGUACCAAGAUUUAUCGUAUUUGAUCUUUGGACUGGUAUGAAAUCUAAUUGAUAAUUGGCACCCGCCCAAGCGUCAAUUUGCAAAUCUCGUCCAUUCCCAUUCGUAGAAUUAAUGCUGUUGGCAAAUAGCGCAUUAGCUAGUUUGGUACUUAUUAUCUUCCUAACUAAUUACUUGUGAGCUAAUUAGCGUUUGAUUAUUGAGGCGACACUGCCAUAUUGUACCAGUGUAGCUUCCGAGUCUUUCCAAAAAGAUUUCUUAUCACACACUCAUUCGAGUUUGAUCAUUCAGAUAAUGUAGUUGAUUUAAUAAGUCAAGUCUACUUCUUAUAGUACAACAUUCAGAAACUUCAAAACAAACCCUCACACAUAUCUUGUUAUUAUAUUUACUCAGACUGAACCAUUUCAGUCGCACGCAACAACUACUUUGUUAAAUGAAAAUUCAGAAUCUGUGGAGCUCAUCGAGGAGUUAUCUUGACUCUAGCGCGUCGUCCUCAUACUCACGGGCAGAAUCUCAAGUGUCCUCCUCACAUCAAGCAGAGCAAAAACCACUCAUCACCCAUAAAUCCAAAAAAGCACCCUCCCCGUCCUACAGAAAGACGAACGAAAUCAUCCCCAAAAGCUCAAUUUUGAGACGGAGCCCAAGUUCAUCCAGCACACAGCCCAUCCCAAUUCCGAAAACGAAAAGCAGCAGCACCAGCUACAACCGAGCAAACAUUUGUCAAACGAGCAGCAGUUACAAUAUCACGAAAGCCGUUCAUACCAUAAACCCUUUCUCGCUGAGAUACGUGGAAGGCGUCGAACCCAUAACAGUAGUACAAAGUACGGAAGAGGGGGGAGACUUAGAGUACCAGAAAGGAGGAAGCGGUAUUCCAUUCUACGAGGAAGAGGAGUUGCCAGCUAGCAAUUCCUACUCUAACCCCAGCCCGCUUUCGGUCGUUUACACUAGAUUUACAGUGAACCAAUACCCAAAGUCUAAUUCCCUCUCGACCGAAUCCUUGUCCAGUUUGGAGGAAAUACCCUCUACCCCAGUGAAUAGAGAAAGUGAAGAGAAUACUCCAACCAGCGAGGACUACACAACUGAGUGUAUACCAUCUCCGCGGCAAAUUGCACAGCAGAGUAGAAAUAGACAAGACAGACAUCUGAGCCGCAAUCAGAACGAUUCGCCCGUUAAGACCCAGCAAUAUAGAGGCAGCAGUGGUGCAGAGGCAAAAUUAUCACUGGAUUCAAAGACCACAGGCCGCCAGUCUUUCCGACGCAGUUUGCCCACUGGACUAGUUGUGUCCAAUAUCGCACCGGCGUUUGCACGUCUGAAGCAAAUUGUUUCAUCCGUCAGAAGGUCACGAAGUUCGUCUGCACGGAUGAGUGUAAGUGGAACGAAGCGGAAAAGCAGUCCGCCGACUUUCUCGAACGGAUCGGAGGCGUCUGGGUCCUCGACCAACCCUGGAUCCAGUUCAAACAGUAACAACCACGAUAAUGACGCAAACCCGACAAAGAUGCGAAGACGGCAGCUUUCGCAACCUACAACUACACCAGCCAAUCAUGAUGCUGCAGCAACUAUCGAUAGCAUACUUUCCAAGUAUUUUGAUUCCCCUUUCUAUCCGUACCCGGAUCCUAGAGAUCCUGUAAAUCGUAUAGGUACGCCAGGCUGGGAACCUCCCUCGCGCAAAAGACAGGCGUGGGAAAGGGGGUCUCGCUUGCCACCUCCACAAAGCCGACUCAGGAAGAACAGGACCAAAGACUCUAGUGUGGUGUCUGUGAUUCCAUGGAUCGAAAUUCAGAAGAAAGAAUUUGAGCUGCCUUACAAACUGAGAGUGCAAUUAGACCAGACGCCAAUACCUCACGAGCAGCAGCUGAAACAUUCAUGGAACGAUCAGGACAAAUCUCUGAACAUAGUGCUAUUGCCUCACACAAACUCCUUGGUGUUCAGAAGGUAUCCCGUCGCCCAAAGUACAGACUGUAUCAGAGGCAAGAUUGGCUUCUCUUCUGGCUUGCAUGUCUGGCACAUCAAAUGGCCCUCAAAUCAAAGGGGAACUCACGCCGUAAUCGGAGUCGCAACUAAGGAUGCACCACUUCAUUGUUCGGGCUACAAGUCACUGAUUGGAAGUAAUACCGAAUCAUGGGGUUGGGAUAUAGGAAGAAGCAAAUUGAUGCACGACUACACCAAUAGCCCUCCGAGUCCGUAUCCGUCUACAAUUUUGGACAAGGACGAGGUUCUGGUAGUACCGGAGAAGAUAACUGUGAUUUUGGACAUGGACGAGGGAACCCUGGCGUACAUGGUUGAUGGUCAGUACCUGGGGGUGGCCUUCUCCGGGUUGAAUCAAGCCAACAAACCACUGUACCCUAUCGUGAGUGCGGUUUGGGGACACUGUGAAGUGGAGAUGUCAUACAUACAUGCACCACAAGAAAUGACUUUGCAAUCAAUGGCCAGAUACGAGAUCAGACGCAGUAUGCGACAAAUGUUCCAACAGCUGAAGUUGUCUAUGGGUUCAUGUCAUAACGACAGCUCCAACCAAAUGGCAGAAGUGAACAGCAAUAACAACGGGAACUGCUGUUUCAUGCCUAACCCUGCGAUUGUAUCAGUGCUCAACCCAAAUAACUCCACAGCAAUGCCACCACCGCCGUCCACAGCAUCCAAUGGGUGUUCUUCUUUUUUCACUCAAAUCACAAACACUUUUCUACCCAGACAACUAUCCAACUCCCAAAACAACUCGAACUCCACUCCGGCUAAUGGAUCCAGUCGCCAUAUAGAACCGACGGGGCCCUGGUGGAAUCGUCAAUCUUCUGCCUCUGCGAGUAACCCUCUGCCUGUCUCGGAGUUGACGACUACAGUCAUUCCAGAAGCAUUCAUCAAAGGUUUGCCGACUCCGACAGAAGUCAUGACCUUUACACAACAGUGCCUAAAGUCGCAGAGCUCGGCAUCGUCGUCAUCAUCAGAAACGAUGACCGAGAUGAACAAUGGAAACGUGGGACCCUCUUGCGGUCCCUCGAAGGAUCCGAACUUGCUUUUUCAGCAGCAGUUGUCAACACUCGCAUCUUGUCAUGUGGAUGCGAUUCCGUUCCAGCUACUACCUCCCGGAUGUAACAGUGAUUCGCAGUUCAUUCAGCAUCACGUUGAAUACCUUCAGAUUCCAACAUGCCUAAAGCAGUACCUAGCUUGACACCUAAGGACAAAACAAACCGACCUAAAUCGGCAUCCGCGGGAGCUUUUUCUUCUGUUCGACUCCAAUGAAGCAAGCGUUCCACCUUCUUCAAUAGAUAACCUUUGCUUUUCUUUGUAGUUUACCUUUAUUUUUUGCCAAUUUGCUUCUAUGCUAAUUAUCAUUUCUUAAAUAAAAAUAAUCUGAGAAUCUUUCUGAAAUUUUAUCAAGUGCUGAUGUCGUUUAUCUUAUCAAUGCUGAAUACAAAUUUAGAAAAUAUUAAAAUUUAAAUAUAGUUACAAAUUAUCCUAAAUGCUGUAAAUGUUCCAUACGCAACCAAUGAAGUUGCGAAUAAUUUUCGCUAAUGGAAAAUUACUCUUUCUCUCUUAAUAUCGUGCGUUGGGUAUUUUGUUCAAAAGUUAGUGGGAUCUUCAAGCUUUUUUGAUCAUUUUGUUCUUGUGGUGCAAAAUUUGAUUACAAAACUAAUUCGAGAUUGUGAAAAGUGAAAAUUGAAAAAAUUGUAAGUGUAUUCCUCAUAAGUCUUGGUGCUUCAUAAAAUUAGUUAAAUUUUAAAUUUCACCCAGCAAAUAAUUUUAAUCUGAAUUCAAACUGAUCCCAAAUUUUAAAUCCAUUCAAAAGUUGGCAGUGAUUUAAAACUUGCAAAUAUGAUUAUCGCGGAAAUUUUCUUAACUAUUUUAGAUCUAGUUGUGAGAUUUUAGACAUCGGUGCUCUUUUUCGGAAAAUUUUAAGAGGACUUUAAUGCUAUGAAUGAGUGGGUUAAGGGUGUGGGUAUUCAAUGAAACUAAAUAACUCAUAAAUAACAACCAUUUGCAUUGAUGGCAUUUUUAGUCUUCGAACUUUUUAGUUUCUUUUCCUCUCCUCGUUCUAAACAGUCAGAUUAGUAAUGUAGUGUUUGUUAAAGUAUAGUAUUAAUUACCUCUUGAUAUCUCUCGUUCAGUCUAGGCGUGACUGAUGACUAGUUAUAUUGUAUGGUCCGCAAAUGGUAAAUAUUUCAGUUUCUACGAUUGUUAUUAUGUCUUUUCAUGAUCGAAUUUGAUAUUUCAGUAUUUGAAAAUCUCCAUUUCUCAAUAUUUCUUCUUUUCUAAUUAUCACUCUAAUUUUUUAAUAAAAAAUUCACGUCUGUACAAAUAAAUAA